Molecule: messenger RNA, 564 nt
Organism: Oenanthe melanoleuca
Lineage: Eukaryota; Metazoa; Chordata; Aves; Passeriformes; Muscicapidae
Product: histone H4-like
Exons: 1
Coding region: 1-564 (187 amino acids)
Biological process (GO): nucleosome assembly
Cellular component (GO): nucleosome
Molecular function (GO): DNA binding; structural constituent of chromatin; protein heterodimerization activity
Source: RefSeq, a predicted model, not a curated record
AUGACCGCAGGGGAAGAAGGAAGGAAAAGCGAUUUGGGGAAGCCGAGGGCUGGGACUGCGGGCGAGGCGGGAGAGCAGAGCCGGGGCUGCGGGGAGGCGCCCGCGAGCGGAACAAGGGGCGGAGGCGCAGGCGCGGCCCCCGCCCGCCGUGCCCGCCCCUGCUCCCAACCAGGUCCGACCACACCGUAUAAAGGCGCAGCGCGGGCGGCGCUGCCUCACAGCAGCAGCGGCAGCAGCAGCGGCGGUGUCAUCAUGUCUGGUCGGGGCAAGGGCGGCAAGGGGCUCGGCAAGGGCGGCGCCAAGCGCCACCGCAAGGUGCUGCGCGACAACAUCCAGGGCAUCACCAAGCCGGCCAUCCGCCGCCUGGCUCGGCGCGGCGGCGUCAAGCGCAUCUCGGGGCUCAUCUACGAGGAGACGCGUGGGGUGCUCAAGGUGUUCCUGGAGAACGUGAUCCGCGACGCCGUCACCUACACGGAGCACGCCAAGAGGAAGACGGUCACGGCCAUGGAUGUGGUCUACGCCCUCAAGCGCCAGGGCCGCACUCUGUACGGCUUCGGCGGCUAA